CACAGCCCUGAGCCCCAGUGUGGCCCGGAGGAACGGAGCCCGUGCCAGGGCGACCCAGUGGGGAGCCCAGGGACCAAGCUCGUGUUUGGGGGAUACCUCUACUUUUUCUCAGGGUUGCCAGUCCUGGGACAGUCGAGGCGUUGGGGCGGCCACCAAGUCCUCAGCGGGGAUACCCGGUCCGGGAGAGGACGCGCAGUGCCCAACAGUCUCGGAGAGCCGAGUGGAAUCGGGCGGGAUCACCCGGGGGCGCAGAGCCCCCGUCGCGCCUCGUGCGUCGGAAAGGCAGAGAGGACGAGCCCUCCGAGUCCGCAGCCCAUGCCCGAGUUGGGGCCGGCUGCCCAGUGAGUCCUCCUGGCCGGCCGGGCGGAGAAGAGCGACACCAAAGCCGGAAAGAGUGGAGCACUUCAAGGCCGGUGGCUGCAGAGGAUGGGCGAUUGAUCGGCUUCCAGAGCGCUGCGCAGCACGGGAAAGCGAGGCAAGCUUUGCUGAGGAGGUUCCAGGGUAUCCCGAAGUGAAGCCUGCCCCCGGGAAGAUGGCCCGGCCUGGGCAGCGUUGGCUUGGCAAAUGGCUUGUGGCGAUGGUCUUGUUGGCGCUGUGCCGGCUUGCUACUCCACUGGCCAAGAACCUGGAGCCCGUGUCCUGGAGCUCUCUGAAUCCGAAGUUCCUGAGUGGGAAGGGCCUGGUGAUCUACCCGAAGAUUGGAGACAAGCUGGACAUCAUCUGCCCCCGAGCAGAAGCAGGGCGGCCCUACGAGUACUAUAAGCUAUACCUGGUACGGCCUGAACAGGCAGCUGCCUGCAGCACUGUGCUCGACCCCAAUGUGCUGGUCACUUGCAACAGACCAGAACAGGAAAUCCGUUUCACCAUUAAGUUCCAGGAAUUCAGCCCCAACUACAUGGGCCUGGAGUUCAAGAAGCACCAUGAUUACUAUAUUACCUCUACAUCCAAUGGGAGCCUAGAGGGCCUAGAGAACCGUGAGGGAGGUGUGUGCCGGACACGCACCAUGAAGAUUGUCAUGAAAGUUGGGCAAGAUCCCAAUGCUAUGACACCUGAGCAGCUAACUACCAGCUGGCCCAGCAAGGAGACAGACAACACUGUCAUGAUGGCCACACAGGCUCCUCGUGGUCGGGGCCCCAUAGGGGACUCUGAUGGCAAGCAUGAAACUGUGAACCAGGAAGAGAAGAGCGGGCCAGGUACAAGUAGCGGCGGUGGCAGUGGGGACCCCGACAGCUUCUUCAACUCCAAAGUGGCAUUGUUUGCGGCUGUUGGUGCUGGCUGUGUCAUAUUCCUGCUUAUCAUCAUUUUCCUCACGGUUCUGCUACUAAAGCUGCGCAAGCGGCACCGAAAGCACACACAGCAACGGGCAGCUGCCCUUUCACUCAGUACACUGGCCAGUCCCAAGGCAGCCAGUGGCACAGCAGGCACCGAGCCCAGUGACAUCAUCAUUCCCUUACGGACUACAGAGAAUAAUUACUGCCCCCACUAUGAGAAGGUGAGUGGGGACUAUGGGCAUCCUGUCUACAUCGUCCAGGAGAUGCCACCCCAGAGCCCUGCGAACAUCUACUACAAGGUCUGAGUGCCUGGUGCAGCCUCAGACCCUGGAGGACAGUCUGGACCACACCUCUUCCUUCUCCCCCAUACCUUCUCCCUUUACCAGCUGUGCCCAUGUUUGUAUUUAGUUUUGUAGUUUCUUGGCUUUUAUAAGCCCCCUCUUUCCCUGCUCCCUGGGCUUUGGAGAGGGUGCUUGUGCCCCUCACCCCCAUGCUCUUGUGCCUUCCCCCUCUGACCAGGCCUCUGGGCUCUGUGGGGGCACCCCUUCUUAGUGGGCAGGGUUGGAUGCUGAUGGACAGAAGGCAGGGAGAUGCCCCCCUGGCCCCAUCCCCACCCGCGUCCCUAUGCCCCCUUCCCAGGACUGCUUGUCCACUAUCAUCACUGCUUUUAAUGCUUUUUUGUUCAUUUAUUAGCUGUCAACUCAUUUUCAUCUGUUUUUUUGAAGAAACAUGGAAAAAUGUAAAAUGCAGUCCCUUCCCAAGCUUUCUGAGCCUAGCCCAUCUAAGAGGACCUGGGGCUGAGGCUGGGGAAGGAUGUGGCCCGCCAGGAAGCAUAGAAUGACAUUUAUUUUAUAGACUCUUCAGCAUUUCUGGGGAGGUAGGGGCAGGCCAGGGCUGUUUUUGCCCAUGAAGGAAGAGGAGAGUACAGUUGGGCAAUGUAUCUCACCCUCCUCUCUUGACCCUCCUUCUACAAAGCUAAUCCUGGCAGUGGGGUAGUAGCUGCCACCCUUACACACACACACACACACACACACACGUGCACACAUCUUUUCCUUGUGGGAUUCUUGGGCAUCUCCUGCCUCCCUCACUCUCACGGUAAUUAAUGUCUUAAUUGGCUGUUGCCUGGGGAACAUGAGAGCUGCUGCAGGCAGAUGACCUCAUGGGGGGUGGAGGACAGUUAACUGGGAGUCCCCCCCCACCCUGUUCUCUUCUCACCUUUGGCAUCAUUUAGUCUGGUGGGGAAACAGAGGCCCAGAUGAAGACUUAAGUGGGUAUAAGACCAGGUGGCCUGCUCCUUUUCUGGGCUCCAGUACAGGUGGCUUAUCAUCCACCUAACUCCUGUUAGCUCCCCAAUCUUAGGUUGGGGCCUGGGAAGAGGAAGAG
Molecule: messenger RNA, 2654 nt
Organism: Orycteropus afer afer
Lineage: Eukaryota; Metazoa; Chordata; Mammalia; Tubulidentata; Orycteropodidae
Gene: EFNB1
Product: ephrin B1
Biological process (GO): axon guidance; ephrin receptor signaling pathway
Cellular component (GO): plasma membrane
Molecular function (GO): ephrin receptor binding
Source: RefSeq, a predicted model, not a curated record